UUGUACUUCACAAGUUACGUUAAUUUGUUUGCCAACCGUAUCUCGACCUUGAACUAUCAGAGCGUUGUAAAUAUAAGGCAUCUUCCCUGGUGGAAAAACUACAUCGAGUACCGGACCGAUUAUUUGCGUGAUACGCCCCAGACUUUUGUUUUCAAGUACUGAAACCUCAAUAUCAGAAGGGGGAGGAGUUAUUGUCAUAUUGCAAAAUAUCGGUUUUUUUUUUUCAAAAAAAAAAUGUUCGAUAACAAAGCAAGUGGUUAAUGAUAUUGAAUAAUAAAUGUAAGUUAAUAAUCUAUUUUCUUGGUACCAUCCAAUCAAUUCAAUUGUUUUAAAAUUUCAAUGAUUGAAUUUUCAAGGUCAACCCAGUCAUCUAGAUUAUAGACAAUACUAUAUUAUCUAUGGAAUUAGAACCUGAACUUUGUUUAUGAUUCCGUUUUUCUAUCUCAUUGGUCCUUCUUUUUUAUUUCCUCAGCAUAGGAUUUAUACUUAGCAUAUCAUUUUUACCAAUUUUUCUUUUUAUUGGGAAAAUUCUGCCGAUUUUUACAUCUAGGAUUUACAUAUACAACAUAGAUCACUGUUAAGGUCAAGAAUAUCUUUUUUAUUAUUUAGAUUAGAAAAUGAUAUUCCAAAAUAAAAAAAAAUAAGAGACUAAAAAAAACGGUUGGGUUGCGCCAUACAUAUGAAAGAGUAUAGAAUAAUGAUGUAUUUCCCAAAUCAAAUAUCAUGGUAAAAUUUAACAAUGACCCAUUCGGAUUCAUUGAUAAUAUUAGUUGAUGGAUCAUUUGUAAAAAGGUUUUAUUAACUCCUAAGUUAUGUCGAGUAGACCUUGUUGUUGUUGUUAUAAUUCUUAAUUCAUGCGUUGUAGGGGGAGAUUUAUGUCACCACAAACAGAAACGAAAGCAAAGGUUGGGUUCAAAGCUGGUGUUAAAGAUUAUAAAUUGACUUAUUAUACUCCUGACUAUCAAACCAAAGAUACUGAUAUCUUGGCAGCAUUCCGAGUAACUCCUCAACCGGGAGUUCCGCCUGAAGAAGCAGGUGCAGCGGUAGCUGCAGAAUCUUCCACUGGUACAUGGACAACUGUGUGGACCGAUGGACUUACGAGCCUCGAUCGUUAUAAAGGACGCUGCUACGAGAUCGAGCCUGUUCCUAGAGAAGAUAAUCAAUUUAUUGCUUAUGUAGCUUAUCCCUUAGACCUUUUUGAAGAAGGUUCUGUUACUAACAUGUUUACCUCCAUUGUAGGUAAUGUAUUUGGGUUCAAGGCCUUGCAUGCUCUACGUCUGGAAGAUUUGCGAAUCCCUUAUGCUUAUGUUAAAACUUUCCAAGGUCCUCCUCACGGAAUCCAAGUUGAGAGAGAUAAAUUGAACAAGUAUGGACGUCCCCUAUUGGGAUGUACUAUUAAACCAAAAUUGGGUUUAUCCGCUAAGAAUUACGGUAGAGCAGUUUAUGAAUGUCUCCGCGGGGGACUUGAUUUUACCAAAGAUGAUGAAAAUGUGAACUCCCAACCAUUUAUGCGUUGGAGAGACCGUUUCUUAUUUUGUGCCAAAGUAAUUUAUAAAUCACAGGCCGAAACAGGUGAAAUCAAAGGACAUUAUUUGAAUGCUACUGCGGGUACAUGUGAAGAAAUGCUAAAAAGAGCUGUAUUUGCUAGAGAAUUGGGCGUUCCUAUCGUAAUGCAUGACUACUUAAUAGGUGGAUUCACUGCAAAUACUACCCUGUCUCACUAUUGUCGGGAUAAUGGUCUACUUCUUCAUAUCCACCGUGCAAUGCAUGCAGUUAUCGAUAGACAAAAAAAUCAUGGUAUGCACUUUCGUGUAUUAGCUAAAGCCUUACGUUUGUCUGGUGGAGAUCAUAUUCACGCUGGUACUGUAGUAGGUAAACUUGAAGGAGAAAGGGAGAUUACUUUAGGUUUUGUUGAUUUACUACGUGAUGAUUAUAUUUAAAAAGAUAGAAGUCGCGGUAUUUAUUUCACUCAGGAUUGGGUUUCUUUACCAGGUGUUAUCCCUGUUGCUUCAGGGGGUAUUCACGUUUGGCAUAUGCCUGCUCUGACCGAGAUAUUUGGAGAUGAUUCUGUACUCCAAUUCGGUGGAGGAACUUUAGGACACCCUUGGGGAAAUGCACCUGGUGCCG
This is a messenger RNA of Lathyrus oleraceus (garden pea), 2127 nucleotides long. RefSeq names its product ribulose bisphosphate carboxylase large chain. The record is from RefSeq and is a predicted model, not a curated record. The coding region runs from base 855 to 1940 and encodes 361 amino acids. Gene Ontology annotation, molecular function: ribulose-bisphosphate carboxylase activity; magnesium ion binding. Lineage: Eukaryota; Viridiplantae; Streptophyta; Magnoliopsida; Fabales; Fabaceae. The transcript has a single exon. Gene Ontology annotation, biological process: carbon fixation.